CGCAGGCGCAGUUCCUGGCAGGUUGGGGUUUUUAAGGCUCUUUUGCUGGUUCGGCGCCACCAGAGCUGCAGGUUGUCUAAGAUUGAAUUGGCUUUUUGCCUGCUGUAUCCCGCUGUUAAUAUUUAUUCAGCAUGUGAUCAUCUGAAUUCCUGCUCUUCAUCAUGGUCUGCAGAAGCUCAUCGUCCUACAAGAUCACACUAGUUCUAUAACUCACACCUCCUCAGUGCCUCCUGCCCCUGGGGCCAUCUCAUCGGUUCCCACCUGGCUGCACUAUGGACUUCAUCAUGCCCCAAUGCCAGCUUCUCAAGACUCUGGCUUUCCCUAAGAAGACAGAGUUGAGGUGGAGGAGACAAUGACUUCUAGGCUCAUCAGAGCUGGAUCCCAGAAAUUGCUGACGUUCCAAGACGUGGCAGUAGACUUCACCUGGGAGGAAUGGGGACUGCUAGAGCCAGCUCAGAAGGACCUGUUCAGGGAUGUGAUGCUGGAGAACUAUGAGCAUUUUGUCUCCCUAGGGCUUCCAGAUUCCAAAGCAGAUGUGAUCCCCCAGUUGGAGAGAAGAGAAACAUCAGGGCUGCCAGAUGGAGAAGUCCCAAGAAGCCCUUACCUAGAUUUUUUUCAUGAAUGUAAUACAUUUGGAAGAAAAUGUAGCCUGGGCUCUAUCCUUAUUCCACAACAGAGAAUUUCUAUUGGAAAAGAUUUCCUUAACUAUGAUACACUUGGAAAAAGUUUCAAGAAAUUUUCAGACCUAAUUAAACAUGAUAAUAAAAAAAUCUCUUUAAGGGAGAAACUUUGUAAAUAUAAUAAAUCCAAGAAGACUUUCAUUUACCACUCAAAACAAAUUCAUUAUCACAGAAUAUGCACUCAAGAAAAAUACCCUAAACAUGAGAAAUUUAGCAAAGUCUCCAGGAGCAAUUCAUGCCUUACAGUACAUCAAAGAAUUCAUGCUAAAGAGAAACCAUUUGAGUGUAACGAAUGUGGAAAAGUGUUCAGCAAUAAUCAAAACCUAUCUCGACAUCAGAGAAUUCAUACUGGAGAAAAACCAUUUGAAUGCAGUGAAUGUGGAAAAGCUUUCAGCAGUAACCAAUGCCUAAUUGAACAUCAAACAAUUCAUACUGGAGAGAAACCCUACAAAUGUAAUGAAUGUGAGAAAGCCUUUAGUUGUAAGGGUAACCUUUAUGUACAUAAGAGAAUUCACAGUGGGGAGAAACCCUACAUAUGUAAUGAAUGUGGGAAAGCCUUCAACCAGCAGGGACAUCUUAAAAUACAUAAAAUAAUUCAUACUGGAAAGAAGCCCUUUGAAUGUAAUAUAUGUGGGAAGGCUUUCAGCAAUAAACAAUACCUGGGCCAACAUCGAAAAAUUCAUACUGGAGAGACUCCCUAUAAAUGUAGUGAAUGUGGGAAAAUCUUUUGCCACAAUUCACACCUUAAUAGACAUAAGAUAAUUCAUACUAGAGAAAAACCAUUUGAAUGUAAUGAAUGUGGGAAAGGCUUCAGGCAGAGCUCAUCCCUUAUGCAACAUCAAAGAAUUCAUACUGGAGAGAAACCUUACAAAUGUAAUGAGUGUGGGAAAGCCUUCCGGCAGAAGGGACAUCUUGAGACACAUAACAUGAUUCAUACAGGUGAGAAACUCUUUGAAUGUCAUGAAUGUGGAAAAGCUUUCAGCAGUAAUAAUUAUCUAUUUCAACAUCAAAGAAUCCACACUGGAGAGAAACCCUAUAAAUGUCGUGAAUGUGGGAAAGCUUUCUGCACUAAUUCACGCCUUAAAGCACAUAAGGUAAUUCAUCCUGGAGAGAGACCCUUUGAAUGUCAUGAAUGUGGGAAAGGCUUCAGGUUCAGCUCAGGUCUUACACAACAUAAGAGAAGUCAUACUGGAGAGAAACCUUAUAAAUGCAAUGAAUGUGGGAAAGGCUUCAAGCAGAGCUCAUACCUUAUGCAACAUGAGAGAAUUCAUACUGGAGAGAAACCCUAUGAAUGUAAUGAAUGUGGGAAAGCAUUUAGCAGGAAGGGAAAUCUUAAUACACAUGAGAGAAUUCAUACUGGAGUGAAACCAUAUUCAUGUAAUCAAUGUGGGAAAGCCUUCAGGCAUAAGGGAAACCUUAAUACACAUAAAAAAAUUUAUACUGAAGAGAAAACCUUUGAAUGCAAUGAAGGUGGAAGAAACUAAUUAGAGGUCAAACUUGACAACAUAUGAAAAAAAUUCAGAGUACAUAGAACUCCUUUAGAGAUAAGGAAUUUGGGAAAAUUAUCUUGUGAAACUCAACUUUUAAGAAACAUGAAAUUCAAUUCAUACUAGCAGAAUUCUGAUGAUAAUAAGUGUGGGAAAGCCUUUAGCUGGAAAGGAAACCUUAAACUAUACAAGAAAACAUUCUUGAGGAGAAACCUUUUGUUGUAAUGAAUGUGGGAAAGCUUUCAAAUGGUGUGGAAACAUUAGGAAACACGGUAUCAUCCAGUAAAGAAAUACUUUUAAUGUAAGGAAUAUGUAAGAAGCUUCAUGAGAAGGCAGAACUCAUUAUGCAUCAGAGCUUUAAUAAUGACUAUAAUUAUUUCAUUUUGACAAAUGUGAGCAAACUUUCAAAACCUUAAGUACCAUAAAAGACUUUGUAUUGGAGAAAAACCCUUUGAAUCUAAUAAAUAUGGGAAAGCCUUUAGGAUGAGGCAAAUCUUUGCUAACAAUAAAAACAUGCUCAGAUGUAGAGAAUUUAAAAACCAUAUCCAGGAAUGUCUUCAGCAAGAAGAGAAAGAAAUUAAGAACAUCAUGUGAUAAUUUAUACUGGUAAGAAUAUCCAUAAGUGUAAUGAAAUGAUAAAUGUAUUUCAAACUCAUCAGAGACUUUGUCCUGGAGGUUGACUGAACAAGAUAAACUAAUAGAAAAGUUUCAGAAAAUUUUCCAGAAUUUCAGUUUCAGAGUUUGAAGGGGCUUCUGAAGCCAUCUAAUUCAACUUUAUCUAAAAAAAGAAUCCCUUUCACUAUAUACAACAAAUAUCCAAUCAUUUUAAAGUAUCUCUAAUGGUGUGUGUAUGUGUGUGUGUACGUGCACACGUACAUGCAUGCGCGUGUUGGAGGAGAGAUACUAUUGGAUCCCCUCCCCACAAAUAAUUUCUUCCACUUUUAGAGAACAUCAAUAAUUAGGAAGUUUUUUCUUACAUUAAACUUCCAUUGCUCUUGGUUAUACCCUUUGGGAUCAAACAGAGUAAGUAUAAUCCUUCUUUACCAUAACAGCCCUUCAGGUCCAAUAUGCUGUUUCUUAGACUCGUCCUCAUAUGAAAUAAACUGUAGGUCCUUGUUGUCAUCCCUCAUUUCCCUCCUCUAGACACUGUUUGGCUCAUCAAUGUGUCUUUUCCAAAAUGUGCCUACAAAUGAACAUUUCUAGAUGUGUUCUGGCCUGGGCACAGCACAGCAAGCAUAUUACCUGCCUUAUGCAGCCAAAGUUUGAAUUUGCUUUUUUUUUUUUUCUUUUUGGCUAUUCUUUGAGCUGGCAAACCCUCAAAAUUUCCAGAUCUUUUUUAGAUGAACUAUUGUCUAACCAUAUUUCCCUUACCUUGUACAGUUGAUAUUCUGAAUCCAAGUGUAAAACGUUUACCACUAUUAAAUUUCAGUUGAUUCCAGUGA
Messenger RNA from Vombatus ursinus (common wombat), 3609 nucleotides. Its product is annotated as zinc finger protein 883-like. Gene Ontology annotation, biological process: regulation of transcription by RNA polymerase II. Gene Ontology annotation, molecular function: DNA-binding transcription factor activity; RNA polymerase II cis-regulatory region sequence-specific DNA binding. The transcript has 6 exons. Bases 353 to 2164 code for a protein of 603 amino acids. The record is from RefSeq and is a predicted model, not a curated record. NCBI's taxonomy places the organism in Eukaryota, Metazoa, Chordata, Mammalia, Diprotodontia, Vombatidae.